Molecule: messenger RNA, 1059 nt
Organism: Suillus plorans
Lineage: Eukaryota; Fungi; Basidiomycota; Agaricomycetes; Boletales; Suillaceae
Product: kinase-like protein
Exons: 4
Coding region: 1-1059 (352 amino acids)
Biological process (GO): signal transduction; peptidyl-serine phosphorylation
Cellular component (GO): cytoplasm; nucleus
Molecular function (GO): protein serine/threonine kinase activity; ATP binding
Source: RefSeq, a predicted model, not a curated record
AUGCCAUUGUGUGUCCAUGGCAUGUAUCAGAUGACAGAGUUGCUUGGAGCAGGAAGCUCUGGACACAUUACUAGUGCUUUCCAUAUCCUCACUGGCACAGAAGUUGCACUCAAAUCAGGGACUGCAUUGGAAGAUGCACCAGACAUGCCUUGCAUAGUGCGUUACGAAGCUAUGGUGUAUAGCCUCCUGCGUGGUCACCCAGGCAUACCAUCAUGCAAAUGGAGUGGCCUGGAUCGAGGAUCAUAUGUCUUGACUCUGGAACAUCUAGGUGCAAAUCUCGAACAGCUCCACAGACUGUCCAGGGGCAAACUUCCUUGGAAGACCGUAGUCAUGCUUGGAGUCCAAAUGUUGAACAGAGUUGAAUUUGCCCACUCGCGUGGAAUCAUACUACGGGACAUCAAGCCUGAGAAUUUUGCGAUGGGCAUUGGGGAAAAGUCUCACUUUGUCUAUCUAUUGGACUUUGGUUUGGCGAAGCUUUAUGUCAACCCAUCCACAGGAGCACAUAUACCAUAUCGUGAAGGUCGCAUUCCAUUGGGGACCAUGUCAUAUUCAAGCUACAAUGUGCAUCUCGGACGAGAACAAGGACGGCGAGACGAUCUUGAAGCAUUGGGCAAUGUCCUACUAUCUCUCUUGCACGGCCGUCUUCCAUGGGAAGACAUCUACGCACCCAACAAAGAGGCCAGUUUGCGUCGAAUGGCAGAGAUGAAAGCUGAGUCUGCAGCAUUUCGUGACCUGCUCGCAUGUUCUCCUGCUGAGUUCACAACAUACUUUGAUCACUGCCGCAGUUUGAAGUUCGAAGAAAAGCCGAACUAUGGGUUGUUGAGACAAUUGUUUAGCCAGAUAAUGGAGAGGGAAGGAUGGACAGGAAAUACGAGGUUUGAUCCACUGGAUGGAAGUUCUGACAAAGGUACACUGGUACCCAAAGAGUAUAAAUUAGAUGUCCGGUUCACAGGGGGAGAUUUGACCACACUACAGGUCAUGAUAGCUCGCUUUCUUUGGCUGAGGAAGAAACUGUCAAGCGUAAAGGAGAAAGGUGGGUCGUCCUGCAUUGGUGGCUAA